AUUAUCGGCUACGUCGGCCACGCCGCCGCACUGCCGCAUAUGAUUCAUAGGGACCGUGCUCGCAGGACCGAGCUCGCGUUUGUUUCAGGGUUAGAAGCCAAAUUUUGUACGCUCGAAGAUGUUAGAAGUCGGUCUGAGAGUAGUCCGUGGUCCAGAUUGGAAGUGGGACGAUCAGGAUGGUGGCGAAGGCCACGCUGGGACAGUAGUGGAGAUCGGAAAGCCCCCAUCUACCGGAAACCCAGCUUCCAGUCCGAAUCCUGCUGACCGGACACCGGACAAGACGGUAAUCGUCCAAUGGGACCAUGGCUCCAGAAGUAAUUACAGAAUCGGAUAUCAAGGUGCUUACGAUCUGCUGGUAUUUGACAAUGCGUCCGCUGGUGUCAAGCACUCCAACAUCAUCUGUGAUGGGUGCAAGAGAUACGGGAUAACCGGCAUUAGAUGGAAGUGCUCGCAGUGUUUCGAUUACGAUCUCUGCACGCAGUGCUACAUGGGCGACGUGCAUGACUUGACGCAUACGUUUAAACGAUUUCAAACUGCUAACGCCGUCGGGGUUCAGUUAACGCCAAGAGAAGGCUACACCAAGGUGCCGUUAAAGGGAAUCUUCAUAGGAGCAAGGGUCAUUCGCGGCCCAGACUGGGAGUGGGGAAAUCAGGAUGGAGGGCGUGGGAAAACCGGCAGAGUCAUGGACAUACGAGGAUGGGAUAACGAGAGCUGCCGAUCCGUUGCCACUGUCACCUGGUCCACCGGCAGCACGAAUGUGUACCGAUUGGGCUACAAGGGCUGCGUGGACUUGUGCUAUGUGGAGGAAGCAAAGUUCGGUACUUACUACAAGGAACAUCUUCCAUUGCUCGGCCAACCAGUGAUGAUCAUACCGGACAAUGGAAACAGCUCGACCUCCAGGAGUAGUACCAACAACGCCACCUCUAGUUCACCCUAUCCGACGUUCAACGUCGGUGACAGAGUGAAAGUACUGCUCGAAGUUGAAACCUUAAAGGAGAUGCAGGAUUCGGGUCACGGCGGAUGGAAUCCGCGAAUGGCCGAGUGCAUAGGAAAGAUUGGCACGGUGCACCGAAUUACAGACAAGGGAGAUAUUCGCGUGCAGUACGAAGGCUGUAAUAAUAGAUGGACCUUUCAUCCGGGUGCCCUGACGAAAGUUACCAAUAAGGACGCCUUCGUCAUCGGCGAUAUAGUCCGAGUGAAGACUGAUCUGACCGCGGUCAAGCAUUAUCAGCGCGGCCACGGCGAAUGGAUAGACGUGAUGAAAAACGCUCUGGGAAAAACCGGGAAGGUAAUGAAAAUCUAUUCCGACGGCGACUUGCGUGUGGCGUUGGACAGUCACACGUGGACGUUCAAUCCGCUCAGUGUCGUCCUUGUUCCUGCCGGGACGAACACGGCCGCUACGCAUUACGAUGCGAACAUAAUUAGAGAUCGCUCAGCCGAGGGUACCGACAGCGAAGUGGAGAAACUGUUAAGGGAUGCAGCUAGAGGUGAGGCUGGUGUAGCCGCCGUGCGUGAAUUCCUGAAGAAAUAUCCGAGCAGGGUGGACGCGCGUGCUCCCGGUGGUGGCAAGAAAACAUGUUUGCAAGUAGCCGCGCAUCAAGGCCAGCGCGAUCUUUGCAGCCUUCUUCUGGACGUCGGUGCCUCUUUACGGGCAGUGGACGAAGACGGAGACACUCCUUUACAUUACGCAGCGUUCGGCAAUCAACCUGAGGUGAUGGAACUGCUGUUGUCUCGGGGUGCGACCAUUAACGCCGUCAACAACGGCAGAUGCAGUGCCUUGCACGUGGCGGUAAACAAGCAGCACGCGCAAUGCGUGAAGAUGCUAUUGCGCUACCACUGCGACGUCAAUCUGCAGGACUCUUACGGCGACACGGCGCUGCACGACGCGAUCGGAAAGGACGCGCUCGACAUAAUUGACGCACUGUGCGCCUGCGAGAGAGUGGACUUCAAGCUGCGGAACAAACGCGGCUUCAACGUCCUGCAUCACGCCGCGCUCAAGGGCAACGCUCACGCUACGGAGAAGUUAGUGGCGCGUACUCGGAACCUGGUGGACAUGAAGAAGGAGGACGGCUUCGCGGCGUUGCACUUGGCGGCGUUGAACGGCCACAAGGAAGUCGCGGCGAUACUCUUAUCGCAGAACGGCGGCCGCGCCAAGGUUGACUUGCGCAACAACCGGCAGCAGACGCCGCUGCAUCUGGCGACUUCGCAGGGUCAUUGGUCGUUGGUCGAGCUGUUAGUGCAUCACAAUGCGGACGUCGCCUGUGCGGACGAAGACGGCGACACUGUGCUGCAUAUCGCGAUCGCCAAGAGCCCGAAUCAACAGACCGUCGUGCCCACAACCGAGAGCAACCGGGACUCGCCGCUUAUAUACGCGAUCUGGCAGGCCCUGGCGAGGCAAGGUGCAAAGACUGAAUUAGCGUUAGCUUGUUUUUUGGUGAGCAUAGACAGAAGCUGCACGCUUCUUGAGCAGGUGAAGAACCACAAGGAGAAGACGCCGCUCGAUCUUUUGGAAGCUGAUCCACAGGCCACUCAGCUCGCCGAUCUCUUACGAUCUUACCAAUACCAAAGUCACAGCACACAAUUAGAGAUAGAGAAUAAUCCAUCGACCGGUUACGUGGAGCCGUCUACGUGUCGGAUAGAUAGCAUAUCGCCGUCGGAAGGAUCGCGCGAUGCUAGGAAGAGCAUUCCCGGCGCCGAUGCGGAGUGUCGGGAUUGCUCGGGGAUCGUACCCGACUCGAAGCAAGAAAACCGGUUUGACUCGGACAGCGCGCUCGUUGGUUGCGCGCACUGCGGCCAUGCGAUCGUUAAGAAGCAAACGGCUCAAGACGGUCAACUGGCGGCGGGUGAGGUUUCCAUAGCUAAUCCGGAGGACAAAUCGCCUGAGGGCAAACGAAAAGAGGAGAUCAGCGAGAAGGAGAAGAACAAGGAUCUGGAGCGAUUGCGUUACCUAGAGACCAGAGUCGCGGACCUUGAGGAGGCGAAUAUGUGCAGCAUCUGCAUGGAGCGCCAUCGUAACGUCGCCUUCCUGUGCGGACACGGCGCCUGUGAGCACUGUGCCGCGCCGUUGAGGACCUGUCACAUGUGCCGUAAGACGAUCACGAAGAAGAUCAAUUUGUAUUAGAGAAUCGUUCUCGAUCAAAAGCUUAUCGACUGGGACGCCAGUCGACGUCAGUUUCUAGAGCGACACGCGCGUGCACCGGGCGUUGCCUCGGGGAAGAGAAGCGGGAUCGAUAUUUUGGCAAGCGGUAACCUGAGCGGACUCUUGCCGGUAUUCAAUUCUUUCGGUCACGUAACUCUUUCGUAGGGCGGAAACGGGAACAGUGAAAUAUUUUCAAAUUAGAAAUUUACACUUCUCACGAAUUCAUGCUGGAGAAGAAGAUUCAUGACCAACCCCCGAGAGUCUCAUUUAGCGUGAACUCGUGAAAAGUGUGAAAUUUUCUAAUUUAACUUGUUAACUGGGUAUGACGAAAUAUUUCGUCAUACACGAACUACUGCUGCAAUGGGCAUGACGACAUUUUUCGCCAUGGAAAUUUGCCGUAAUAUUUUGAACGCGAACAAAAAAAAAUUUAUCCCCCGGUUAACAGGUUAAAAAUAUCUCAUUUUUCACAUUUCCGCCCUAGGAGAAAAAUUGCGUGAUCAAAAGACGACGAUCUUAAACGUAAGGGUCUUACGUUUAAGAUCGUCUCAAGUUCGUCUCUAGAUGCUUUAUAGACGUUGAAACAUCUGUAUAGUAUCUGAACUUGAGACCAUUUUAAAUGUAAAAUUUGACAAUGAAUAUUGCCCUCUGGCUCGCGCAACGAUUCCGAGAAGAACUUUCUCAAGGGGAUUCUGGAGAGUCGUGUAGUUUUACCGCAAAUUUGUUAGUACUAUACUAACUGCAGAUAAUUAAACAUUCUUUUGUGGGAUUACACACAAUAUAAACGUUAAUGUAGAUGACGAUGGUUGACUUUAUUCGAAAAACGAAAAAAAUUAACAAAUUAUAAAACUUUUUUUCGUUUUUCGAACAAAGUCAAUCGACGUCGCUUACAUUAAUAUAUGUAUUGUAAUUGUGCAAAAGAAUUUUUAAUUCUGAGCUUAUGGUGCUAACAAAUUAGUAGUAAAACAGGACUACUUUGGAAUUUCCUUAAACUAGGUCUACAAUGCGGUCGUUGGCAGUCGUAAAAUCGUAAAAUCGUAAUCCUUCAAGUUGAUUCAAUUCCGGCAAUUCAAUUGGCCGUGGUCGCUAGAAUUAGAAAUAGACCGAGUCGAACAAUUACGACUGUACAAUCCUGCGAUCGCAUUGUAGGUCCAGUUUGAGUUCCAAAUGGUUGAGAAAUUGUCUCGUAAGCGCAAACAAUUCCUGCAUUGUGAGUGGCAAUCAGCGAAAACCCAUUGAAUUGUGUCGCGUAAAGCUGGGUAUACUUUAAGUAAACAAAUAAGGGACGAAUCGUUUGGAAAUUUGCAAUUUGGAAAAUGUGCGCCAUAAUAAGUCCAAAGUCCAAGUUUCUCGAGCCGAUUUGCUUACAUGAUGAUUUAUCAAAGAAAGUUCGCGCUUAGACGUGAGUAUAUAUAUUAUAACGCGAAUAUACACAUAAAUUGAUACGUUUCGUGACUACCAUUCGGGAAUGCUCAGGGAUUUCUUCAGCGUUUCCGUGCCAUUCGCCAAUAUUGCAUAUAUGAUUUUGUUUUAUAAUUUUAUCACAGUAACUAUUAAAAGAAAGGACAACAAUUUAUUUAGUUAUAACAUUUUCUCAUGUUGGUUAUUCUGAUGACUUUAUAGGAAAAUGGCAGCAAGGAACGUGUUAACGUGAUCAAAUACAUAAUAACGCGGAUAUCAUACAUUUAUCUUAAGAUGGAUUCAGACCAAGCGAACGAACAAACGCGAAUAAACGUUUGCAAAUGAAUACAAACGGUUAUUAACGGAAAUUUAUACGAAAAAUUGUCCAAACUGAGAAUGAACAAACCGUGAAUGAAUAUGAAGAAACAUCUGCCAACAAAUUGGAAAAAGUUAGUGAGGACGGCUCCGCGAACAGGCACGGAUGAACAUUACAAACGUAUUCCAUUUCGUGUCGGUAUAUUAAAGAAAAUUUGUUCAGUCGCCCUCGUUCGCGAUCGGCCUGUCUAAUAAAUUGAUCCACACUAAACGAAUAAGCAGUUAGAAUUUCAUGGGGGAUUCACGUUGUAUCCAAUGUCUGUCAUACGACGUCCGAUAUCAAAUAAGAGAACAGUUUUCUGGAGACGUUUUUUUGGAGACAAACAUGUUGCUUCCCAGUUGACACGUUUGAUCGCAGCUACAUAACUCCAAAUAUAACAAUAACUUUACGUUCCGUUAACGUAACUGUUACAUAUUUCUAUAUUGCUACAUAUACUAUAUUGCAGUUACAUUGUUGAGUACGAAAUUAUAACAUCGAUAUGAAGUUAUUAUUACAUUUGAAGUUAUACAGCUGCAAUUAAGCGUGUCGACUGAGUAGUUGGAAACACUAAAAAGUGAAAUCUCCUAUCGGAUCGUCGUACAUCGGAGGCAGUGGCAUCAUUCUUUGGGUAUUUAUUGUUGUUCCGGCUCACUUUCUUUUUUGAAGCAGAUCAGCACAUUAUUUAUAACGAGAAGUGCUAUGCAAAGCAAAAAAAUAAAAUAAAAUUAUAAUCACAAAUGAAACGUCAGCAUUAAAGAAGAAAAAAAGAGUGAAACAAAAACGCUGAUUGGUGGAUGACAUUUGCCUUUCGAAGCAGAAACAAAUACAGUGCGUGUAAUUUAUUGAAAGAUCUACUGUUGAAAAUCUCGGACAUUUUAGAAAAUUUCACACGAGUGGCUGUAUCGAGAACCCCAACGAAUUCUAAUUGCUCGUUCGCGUUCUUCGGACGUUCGUUCGUUUGAAUCAACCUAUACAGAUACACGCUGAUGUUCGUUCCUUGUUCAUGCUCGUUCGCUUAGUUUGAACACCACCUUUACGCACUCACUCGUUCGUCUGUUCAAUAUAUACCCACCUUAACAUUCAACGUCUCUGCCAGAGACUCUCUGAGUCUUCAAUACCGAUAAGAGAAACAUUGAUCGUAGCUUGCUUUCCCAGUUUCCGGAAGAAUGCAAUCUUUAAUCUCGGUGCACUUUGCUACUCGCAAUGAGAGUCCAUGCCACUUUUUCGCGUGUUUUUUAUGAUAACGAUAAAUAUGCUACGUCGCUUGCCGAAGUGUCAAUCUUCUUUCGCGAGGUAUCUUACGAGAGCGGCGAAAGACAAACCAGCCGGCCGCAAGGUGGGCGAUUUUUUUGUGCGCGCGCGACGCUGUCGUGAAGAAUCGAAACUGCCAAAACCCAUAUAGAAAAAGAGAGAGAGAUCGUUUCCGCACGUCCGCGAGCGGGCGAGAGCUUCAUGACGACGCUCCCGUCCGUCGUUGCACCAACAUCGUGCCAUAAUGAGAGAGAUUUUUUACGCGCGACGGAGAUCGCGUCCGCUCGGCUACCGUGGCUGUAGUUGUUUGCUCGCGCUUUACGUUACGCUUUGUUGAUUUUAUCAGAGAUUAAUUAAUUAGUUUUUAAUCGAUAGCGCAGCGUGAGCGCGUCGUAUCCCGGCGGACGCGCGACGACGUACACAGUCGGUGGAUUAAGGCCGGUAUUCAUAAUCAGAUCUUGUAUUUAAGGAGAUCUUGGAGUCGUCCUGUUUUAACGCAAAUUUGUCGUUAUUGACUGCACAGAAUUAAGAAUCCUUUUGUAGAAUUGCAAUACACACGUUAAUGUAGGCAGUUGACCUUGUUCGAGAAACGAAAAAAUGUUAACUUAUGAAACGAAGAAAUAAAUUAUGAAACUUCUUCUCGUUUUUCAAAUAAAGUCAACUGCCUGCAUUAACGUGUGUAUUGCGCAAAAGGAUUUUAUGCAGCCAAUAACGACAAAUUUGCGUUAAAACUGGACGACUCCAAAAUCCUCUUGAGACCGUCUCAGAUGCUUCGUAGUCAAUGAGAUGAGCCGUAAAGUAUUUAUAAAAAGGUUUCAAGUAUAAGAUUCGACUAUGAACACCAGCCUAAAAGUGAUACAACAAUUUUUUCCCGACGAGUUUCACAACGCAUUUCGUACCUAAUAAGGGCUGCGUUCCGAAAUGCACUGCCAGUACUAAAAAUCGUUAGUUAUGUAUCUCUAUAGUUUGUCACGUAUACUGUAGAUUUUCAGUACUGACAAUGAAUAUCGUAACGUAAUCGAGAAAAUGUUAUCUCCCGAGAAUUACCAAAAAUUAAAUUCUCUUAUUGGACGCGCGAGACUCGUCGGAAAGAAGUAUGAAAAAAGAUCUUGAAUUUGCUGGCUGUACUGUUUGUAAAACGUGUAUACAUACCGUGUACGCCUUCCUUUCUCCGCGCCUGUGCUUUAUCCCGUCCAUUUUGUACCCCUUGUUUGAGGAAAGCGCAGCUGCCGAACGCAAGAGUAAAGACGAGCGCUUCACUCGCACGCUUCAACGAGGUAACAAUGUAGCAAAUCGGCACGGAAUCACCCGAAUGAGAAAUGUUCGCACAUAUCGCACCACACGUUAUCACGAACGACGUGCUAUUUCCACGUACCAGGUAUUGCACAGACGUGUACAGGGUGAUCCGCGAGGAAACCGACAAACUUCGAAAAUCUGUUCCAGAGGUCAUUCCAAGCGUUCAGAUAACGCUGUGGGUCAAUUUGGCUCAUUUAUCGACAUAUGAAAAAAAGAUUGAUUUUUAAAAUGGUCAUUUUUCUGUCCCACUUAUUGAUGAAUAGAAAAGAAUAUAAAUUUAUUGAUAUUAUUAGAAGAAAAUAUAUAUAUUUAUUAAUAUAUAUUAAAAAAGAACAUUUAUUUCGAAUUAUCUCAAGCUCUGUAUUAACCAUUUAGUACUAGACUUUGUCUAGAACAUUUAGAAGGCACUCUACUUCCGAAAAAUAGAGAACACAAAUGAGAAAUGCAAAAAUGAGACAAUGCAGCUAUGACAUAGCUCAGGUAUAAACUGUAGACGAUUCUUCGGUCAAUUCAAUCUUAAAAAUAAAAAUAUUGUGGGACGAGAUAGAUGCUGGCCGAUUUUAAUUUGACAUAUCUAUUUCAGCGUUUCAAAAGCUUUCAAUUGGCGCCGGUCUCAACUGUGUCCCAUUGUGCUCAGGCAGAAGUAAAAGUCAGUCACUCUUUAAUUCUUGUCAGUAACGCAAAUUUCCGGAUAAUGAUAGUCCCGGCUCGUUUUAGACUUCUUUUAUAAUGUUGUUUGAAAUUUCAUUUAUACAAUCAUUUAUACACUUUGAAAUCUCAUGUAUGCAAUAGCGGCGAGCUAGAGACUCGUCAAUAGUUAGUUGAAAAAAUAAUGGAAGUAAUAUUCGUAUUGAACUUGGACAAAUUAACUGGCGAUUUCGAAUACAACGAGCAGCAGCAUGUUUAUGAGCAGAAGGUGAACAAAGAAUAUUUAGGGUUGUCCCGGGAAAAGUCAUGGAAAUUAUAUUAAUCAAGGAAAACCUGGAAAAGUCAGAGAAAGAUAUAAAAGAGGCUGAAAUUUUGAACUUUGCUUUGAAUUCCUUUAAAUCUUUUUAUUCUAAAGAGUGCUUGGAAUGUUUUUGAAUAUUAUAUCUAACAUUUGUGUUGCUCUCUUCUAGUAAUAUAAACUACCUUUCCUGCAAUCUUCAAAUGAAUUUUAAAAUUCCCUAAUUUCUUUGCGCUCUUCAACACAACACAUACAACAGUGGAGAAUUUUCCAUGACGCCAAAAUGGUCCCUGCGGAGAUUGCAUCUAAACGUUGAAAUUUAAGUAACAUCUUGGUAUCAUGGAAAAUUCUCCAUUGUUGUCUGAAGAGCGCAAAGAAAUUAGGGAAUUUUAAAAUUCUUUUUCUGUGGCAACUCUGAAUAUGAUCAUGAGAAUAAUAUAUUUACCUAAUAAAAGCUACAAAUGUCUGGUAUUUUUCGCCUGUUAUAACAUUAAUAAAAUUGUCUAUAUUUCGAUAACUGUGGGCCGAAUUGACUUAACUGUAUCCGAACUUUUUUAUUCAGAAUUAUCUCAAGGAUACAUUUUAGAAGUUUGUCGGUUUUCUCGCAGAACACCCUAUAGAUCAUUGAGACGGGUUGUUCACCCUCGCGCUCUCGCACGAAUUCAGUGGGUCUCAACGUUGCACAAAUUUUCGUUCGGAAAAGAAUUUGCGUAAGCGAAUACACCGUCAAGGCCUAACGAGCCCAUGAAACAGCCAGACAAUCCGUCGCGACGACCCAAAUGUUGGUACAACACACUGUACGUACGUGUCCGAAAACUUCCAAGAUCCUGCGAACUUCUUACCGUUACACACGCAGCGGGAGAGAAGAGAGCACACUCGAGAACCGACAGAUUUGAGUAUGUGACUUUUUUUCAUGCACGACUUGCGCGCGCGAGAAGUGUUUACUAGCAUUUUUUGAUACUUUUUGCAGGGACGAUCGUCACGGCGUCAAGUUUAACGGGGGGAGCAGCUCUUCGUUAAUUUCUCUCACACGUUGUGUACGUUUAGAAAAAUAUAAGGACGAUCGGUGACAUUACCGGCGGCAACAGUAGAUUUCACAGAAAUAUGUCGUUUAAGUAUCUUUUAAAUAUUAGGUAGGCAAAAAGAAAGAAAGAAAGACAGAAGAGUGUGUUCUCAUUGUCCAUUCAGUAAAAUCGCGAGGACCCUUCGAAACUACUGCAGUACGAGAUACUUGGAUUUCGUACAUCCGCUCCAACGUGAACGUAGUACCCCCUUCUCUCCCACAUUUACAUUGCGCAUGUUCGCUGGACGUUUGCGUAAGCUGAGUAAGAGAUAUAGAAAGGGAAAUACCCCUCCCCAGUCCUAUAGCCAAAUUUUCUAGGUAGUUGAAUCGUGUUCGUCGAGACCGCGUUUGUAUAAAGUAAUCCGUUUGUGAUCGACUGAAAAAGAGAGAGACCGGAGCAAAGAACCAAUUAAUUUUAAGCGCGCUUUCCGUAGCGAGCGCACAUCGAACAAGAGAUUUUUCCCGCAGAAAGAAGUAAAAUCGCGUCAUUCGAAAGAGCCGACGAUUACCGAGGUACAGGCUUAACCGCGAGGACGAAUCGUCAAGCAGUCGAGGUACUAGCGCGCGCGCGCACGAGAGAAAGAGAGAGAGAGAUUGUGGGAAAGAGAACGAGCGCCACGAAACGGUGGUCUCCGAAGGAAUUCGUUUUUUUCUUUUAUCAGUAUUAGACAUCUUGCCUUUCUACUUGACACAACGAAAAGAAGAUCACAUUCGAGGCGCACGUUGUUGCAGCGUUUUAUUUAUACGGUGUAAGGUGUACCCCGGUGUUAUCGCGCUGCGUGGAUCGCGAUUUUUUACAUCGACUAUUAGCGUAUUUAACCUCUCCGGACCGACGAUGAUGACCCGUCGAGGAGAGAGAGAGAGAGAGAGAGAGAGAGAGAGAGAGAGAGAGCGAUUUUUAUCAAUUAUCAUGCACGGAGCCGGAGCGCUCCCUUCCAGGGUAAAGCAUCGCGAAUUUUACGCCCACGGCGAACUGCAUGUAAUGAUAUUGCCAAAUCUGAUUCUUCGAGAUGAUAUUAACUUUCCCCUUUCUUUUUUUUCUCUUUUUUUUUCCCCUCGAAACUGUAACUGUAUUGUCGUUAGAUAUACCGCAAAGAAAAUGUGAAGUACGAUAAAACUAUGGUAGCGUAUUGCGUAAACUCUUAAGCGCGUCGAUAGGUUUAUACGAUUAUACGUAAUUUAAGACAUAAUUUAAAUAAACAAUUUUACGGUAGAUAACUUUAAUCUUCCCAAUUCGCUGAACUCUCUCGGAUCCCUCAUUCACCCCUCCUUCUCCUUUUUUCUCUUACCCUUUAAACGUCUUAUCGACCGACGACGAGGAGAAAAGCUUUCCAUCGAGAACCUCUUGUCUUUUCUCCCGACUAAUCGCGUGGAUGAUAAGAGCGGAGAAUAAAGAAUCGACCGAUAAUGAACAACAUAGCUGAAAUGACAUAAACAUUAAUAAUAAUAAACGCACACGUAACACACGAGAGUCACCUCAACACGCACUCCAAGAACAAGACUGAAAUAAACUUUUUUUUUUAUCCCUUAGCUUAGCAAGCAAUCUUAUUUAUUUUGGUAUUUGAUAAAGGUAGUCGUAUAUUACAUUGUUGAGCCGGUUUUGCAAAAAU
This is a messenger RNA of Dinoponera quadriceps, 11058 nucleotides long. It is a transcript of the gene mib2, whose product is annotated as E3 ubiquitin-protein ligase MIB2. Gene Ontology annotation, molecular function: zinc ion binding; ubiquitin-protein transferase activity; protein binding. Gene Ontology annotation, cellular component: cytoplasm. Lineage: Eukaryota; Metazoa; Arthropoda; Insecta; Hymenoptera; Formicidae. Bases 119 to 3121 code for a protein of 1000 amino acids. The transcript has 12 exons. The record is from RefSeq and is a predicted model, not a curated record. Gene Ontology annotation, biological process: protein ubiquitination.